Messenger RNA from Metschnikowia bicuspidata var. bicuspidata NRRL YB-4993, 1806 nucleotides. RefSeq lists its product as uncharacterized. Gene Ontology annotation, biological process: amino acid transmembrane transport. The coding region runs from base 1 to 1806 and encodes 601 amino acids. The record is from RefSeq and is a predicted model, not a curated record. Lineage: Eukaryota; Fungi; Ascomycota; Pichiomycetes; Serinales; Metschnikowiaceae. Gene Ontology annotation, molecular function: amino acid transmembrane transporter activity. The transcript has 2 exons.
AUGGCGCAAUUACUAUGCGCUGCCACUCGCGCGGACGGCUUGCUGCACAACUACGACGAACGCGUGUCGCUAAUAAACGGCUUUGGGCUGCCAAACGUCGAUUACAAAACCAUCAGCAAGCAUUUGGCCAGUCCGCAGGAUACUCUAAAAUUACCUGGCGGUGAUGUGGCCCGGUAUAUGCACCAGCAGCUCAGCAGUGUCGAGCGGCGCAUGACGCGCCUGUCGUCUUUCCUGGACUUCCAAUCUGAGCAGAGAAGAGAGUCGACAGCCAGUGAAAUCAAUGUGCCAGGUGGAUUUCGGCGAGAGUUCCUCGUGAAGAAAAACUUGAAUCAAAACAAGGCCCCUCCCAGCUUCCUUACGCGCAAUUUCGUCGAGUUUCUUAGCAUUUAUGGCCAGUUUGCUGGUGAGGAUUUCGACAGCGAUUCCGAAGCUGAUGAAACAGACAACGAUGACGACUCGGGUCUGCGUUUUGAGGACGUGUUUGAUGAGGAAGCACUGUUGAUGCACGAGCGUGGGAUCCCGUCAUUGCCGAGAAAGCAGCCCCGCAGAAAGAAGCAGAAACCGCAGGGCACUGCUUCGUGCGUCAAGACGUUUUUUCUUCUUUUCAAGGCAUUGGUUGGAUCCGGUAUCUUAUUCUUGCCUCGUGCGUUCUGUAAUGGCGGGCUUCUUUUCUCCACUGUCAUAAUGUCGGUGUUUGGCAUUUUGACAUAUCUUUGUUACAUCGUGCUUAUUCAAAGUAAGAAGGUUUUAGGCAAGUCUUCAUAUGGUGAGCUUGGAUACCUCACCCAUGGCAAGCCGCUCAAAUACUGCAUCAUGGUGUCAAUCAUCAUCUCGCAGAUCGGCUUUGUGGCCACGUACAUCUUGUUCACGGCUGAAAACAUGACUUCGUUUCUCGAAAGCUUCCUAAAUGUUCAGUUGAACAAGCAAGUGAUGUUUCUAGUGCAGUGCAUGCUUUUGAUUCCCCUUGCGCUCAUUCGGGACUUGGCUAAAUUGUCGUUCACGUCGUUCACCUCGUCCGUCUUUAUUUUGGUAGGACUCGUGAUCAUCUUCUACUUCUCGGGCUUGCAGCUUAUCCAAGAAGGCAUGGGCCCUCACAUUGUCAAUUUCAAUGGCAGCACGUGGUCAAUGCUCAUUGGUAUUGCCGUGACGUCUUUCGAGGGCAUUGGGCUUAUAUUACCUAUCGAGGCGUCCAUGGCAAGGCCCGAGAAAUUCCCGCUUGUUCUUCUGGUUUCGAUGAUCGCCAUCACCACGCUUUUUGUUUUGAUUGGCGUGGUGGGCUAUUCAGCAUAUGGCGAGAACGUCAAGCUGAUUAUCAUUUUGAACUUGCCCCAGCUGAACGCGGCCGUGCAGCUGAUCUUGGUGCUCUACUCGAUAGCAGUCUUUUUGACGGCGCCUCUCCAACUCUUCCCUGCCAUAAAAAUUGGCGAGCUGGCCAUUUUCAACUCGUCGCUUUUUCUUUCGAAGGAACAGCGCCACACUUGUGAAGAAGGUCGGUUGUACCAAACUUCUGGCAAAUACAAUCCUCAGAUUAAGUGGAUGAAAAACUUGUUCCGUGCUAUUGUUGUUAUGGUCAUCACAGUUUUGGCCUGGGUCAAUGCGGAUAACAUUGAUAAGUUUGUCAGCUUCAACGGUUGUUUUGCGUGCAUUCCACUAGUCUAUAUCUAUCCUCCCCUUAUCCAUUUGAAGACUUUUGAACAAAACGGUCGCCAGCCGCGAGCACUCAAGAUAUUUGAUUAUGUGCUUAUAGUCGUGGGUAUCGUUGCUGUGGUUUACACAACAUAUCAAAUUUUGUUCGCCAUAGAGUGA